Messenger RNA from Suncus etruscus (white-toothed pygmy shrew), 2343 nucleotides. It is a transcript of the gene C10H18orf63, whose product is annotated as chromosome 10 C18orf63 homolog. Lineage: Eukaryota; Metazoa; Chordata; Mammalia; Eulipotyphla; Soricidae. The record is from RefSeq and is a predicted model, not a curated record. The transcript is spliced from 14 exons. The coding region runs from base 1 to 2343 and encodes 780 amino acids.
AUGAGUGUUCCUCAGCAGCAAUCACUGUUCUUCAUCUCCCUCCCAAAUUUACAAAUAUUCUGUGCCGCCAGAAUAAUAUUGAAAAGUGACUUUGCAGAUGCUGAGAUUAGGAGUAAACAGCUAAAGAUGUGCAGGCAAUUGCUGCUUUUGCACCAAGAUAUUCUUAUAUCACCUGUGCCUGGAAUAUUAAGUCAAAUUUGGGUGGUGAUGACGAUUCCAUUUUAUAAAACUGGAAAACUAAGUAUCUAUUUUGAAAAACAUGAAGCAAAGAUGGAGGUUCCACAAAGAGUAAUUCCUGUAAUACUUCAGAAUUGCCUUUCAUUUACUCUCAUGGCUAGGCUUACUCCAGCCUGGAAUAGAAUUGACAAACUCCUUGUGCAAGGGAGAGAAUUUCUUUCUCAGAUGGGCAAACAAAACGCUGUUGUAUUAGACAUUAAUGUAACAGAAACUGAAGUUUGUCUAAGUCUAGAAGCUUACAUCAUCAGAUUACCACCACCUCAGAUAGAAGACUUUGCUAUUUCUCAGGAUAUUAUAAAGGAGUUUUUUACUGAAAAGAAAGCUGUCAUUGAGGGAUAUUCGAUUUUAAACAACUGUUGUUAUGUUUUGCCAAGUAUGAAAAUGGGACAAAUAGUAAGUAUUCUUCACACCGUACCCCCCGACUGCCCUUUCCAGUUCUAUGAGGACUUCCAGAAGCACUGGAAUGACCUGUAUGGCUAUAAACUUCCAGAAGAGUGUGGGACCCCUAAAGUAUACUGCAGUGUCCAGUUCCGAAUGAUGGGGGGAAGGCCCUUAACAUAUCCUUUACUCUGCAUCCGGAGUCAGCCUGUACAGUUCUUUCCCAGAGUGAACACGGAAAGUGUGUUGGAAAGUUUUAUUUCAGAUUUACAAUCUAAACUACCUCAUAUCUGUGGGUUUCCCAUCAAGAUGACAACUAAGCCUUGCUACUACACAAAGGCACUCACUAAGUCUCACAUACAGGAAAGCAAAGUCAAGCCACCUAAUUUGACCACCAGAAGAAUGUUGGGGUUCUCUCUGAGUCAGGGCCCCUCCAUCUUGGCUCCAAGGCAUGUGCCCUGUUCAUCAGCAAAGGGCCACCAGGUGGAGCCUCCAGCGAGUCAAUCCGUACCUUGCAGGUCUGCUGCUCUGCCCACUGUGGAUCCACAGGCACCAGGGGCAGUGCCAGGACCCAGCAGAGCAAAUCCUUCAGUUCCAGACAACACACAUCUUAGUUCCCAAAGUAAUGUGGCCCCUAAAUUUGUACCAGUUUUCAAAAGUCACUUGUUACAGGCCAACAAAAGUGCUUUAGGACCUGGCAAGCAGAAGAAAAGGCAGCAGAGCACAGAAGCCCUAAGAGCCAAAGGGACUCGGGCGGAUAGGCUGAGUCUGGGUCCAGCUGUCCCAAAGAGACUGAAGGGUCAACUCGAGGCGAAAGCCAGAAACACCCAUCGCGGAGCUUCUGCACCUCCACAGCAGCAAAAGGGCCGCUGUGUAAAGAGGGCGCAGCACCUCCCUUCUUUCAGAACCAGUUCUGCUGUGAGUUUAGCUGAAGGUGAACAGCUGCCUUCAAGCUCCAGGUCAAGCCUGAGCGCAGGUCGAGAGGAUAGUGCUGCUGGCUUCCAGGUGCAAGAGAAAAGAAACGUGAUGAGCAACUACAUUGCACAGCUUUUGGGGGAAGAGCACGUGUCUUUCAAAGUCAGAAGCCGCCCCUUCAUUUUUGAGGCAGACUCAGACACGGUGGCUCCCCAGCCACAGGACUGUAAGCUUCAGGGGGCCCUGUCCCCUCCCGAGGGCCGGGACGGCAGGCCCGAUGGAAGCAGACUACUGCCCGGAACCAGUGCAAAAACUCGAGAUUUUAUCCGUUUCCACCUUGCUAGAGAUUCUUGCAGCAAGGGUCCGGGAAGGCAGAGGGAGUGGAUGGGGAGAGGUGAGGGCAAUGUGGGGAGCAUGGAGGAGGGGCCAGGGCUGAAGGUCCAGUGCUGUGGGGCGAAGUGGAAGCAGAAGGUCCCUGGGAAACUGAGCAAAGUCUGCAGAGAUGUCCCAGCCAUCCUCAGGAAGGGUUGGGUUGAUGAGGGGGGACUGGUCCGGCUGCUGGCGUACCCAGACUGGCUGGGAGAACCCAGUUCCUCGGAUUCAGGGUUGAGACUGGCCGGAACAUGGCUUCUUCUGCUCUGCCUCCUGCAGAAAAGCUUCUCGGGCAUCACUGAGCCUGGCACGUCCACCCAGCCCCAAUGGAUGCAUGGUGGACUCAGCCCUGUGUCCUUUGCAGUGGGGCAGGACACCACAAAACGUCACUCAGAAACCCAAGAAAGCGCCGAGCUGACCAGGCAUCUACAGCUUUAUUGA